Molecule: messenger RNA, 1123 nt
Organism: Achroia grisella
Lineage: Eukaryota; Metazoa; Arthropoda; Insecta; Lepidoptera; Pyralidae
Gene: mRpL35
Product: large ribosomal subunit protein bL35m
Exons: 2
Coding region: 61-597 (178 amino acids)
Biological process (GO): translation
Cellular component (GO): mitochondrion; ribosome
Molecular function (GO): structural constituent of ribosome
Source: RefSeq, a predicted model, not a curated record
GCCGUGAAAAUUGCAGUGCAAGAAAAAAACUAAUUAAUUACUUAGAUUUUUGUUUUUAUAAUGUUUCGUUCUGUAUUUUGUGUUGUACGGAAUAUAAGACCUCUCACGAUUCCCUAUUGCAAUACUGCCAGUAUCAUUGCAAACAAUUUUAGAAAUUUAUGUACCACCAACAAAAUUAACCUAACACCACAAUUGCCGAGUUUGAACAUUACCAGUGGACAUCUGUCAUCUAACCAGCAUGUAUUGACAAUAUGUAGCAAUAUGAUAAUUCCAACAAGAUCUGUUACAAAGUUUAGUUUGAAAAAGGGCAAAAGGAAAACAGUUAAGGCUGUAAUACACAGAUUCUUCCGUUUACACUGGGGUGGUUGGAUAAGAACUAAAGCCGGCAGAAAGAAGAGACUGUGGAAAAAAUCUAGUGCACAAAAGCGGCGUCUCCGUCAGCAUGUUCUCUGUAAUGCCACACAGAAUACACUACUAGAUAAAAUGGUUACUAAAUUUUGGAAACGUCCCAAAUAUUAUGUUGAUGACCCCUACACACCAUAUCAUUCAAGAGAAGAAUAUGCAUUUACACGGAAAAAGCCCUUAAUUAGAGAUUGAAAUAGAUUUGCCUGUCAAAUUAGUUUAAUAAACAAAUUUAAAUGUUAGUAGUAAAUAAUUACUUUCAAUUUAAUUUAUAUCAAUUAUUGUUUUGUCUUUUUAAGCUUUAGUGAUGAUUAAAAUAUAGUAUACAAGGUUAUAGAAUUUAUUCAGAUAUGCCACAUAAUACCUAUUUUAAAUGCAUUAACUUUACUUAAAUUAUAACAAAUUAAUUUUUACAAUAGGCAGAUUUGGAAAUAAAUGUAUGCCUAGAGCAAUGAUCAUUAUUACUACCCUCAUGUCUUUAUACAGGGACAUUUUAGGUGUGGGGGGUGCCCUAUUAUAGUAACAGAGAGAACCUAACAUUAACACACUAGAACCUUUUUUUUUUACUGUGAGAUUCCUACUCACUAAAAACUCUAAGAUGUCCCUCAUCCAACGCCAUGUGCCGGAGUCGCGGGGUCGAAUUUUAGUCUACCGCCACUCCGACGGCGGUGGCCCACUAGGGGCGGCUUGGGCCGCCCUUGCCUCCUGAUCGCUGUGUCCA